UGACGUGUAGAGGGCUGGGCUAUCCUGAUCCUUACAGCAUAAGCUACACGGGGCCCUUAAACUUUGUCCACGGAAUUCACUGUGAGGUGAAAGGGGGACAAAAACGUGUAUCGUUCCACGGUAUUAAUCAAAUUGCUCAGAAACGAUGGAAAAAUUCGCUUUAGCAACAGGAGGACACAAGGCUUUUUCACAGCGUGCUUAAGAAAAUUUAAAUAGGACUCAGUAGAAAGUUAGUUACGUCGACUCGACCGGCUUUUUAUUCUUCUUCUUGUCUCAGUCAAACGUAGUUUGUAUAGCUGUAAUUUAUACAGGCAUCCCGAGGUGCCAACUAGGGGACGCCGUGGUGUAAAAUACAAGAAGAAAAGAAGAGCAAAGAAGAAACCAGAAUAGCAGGACUUCGUUUAAACUAAGUAACAGUGUGCAUUGAAUACGAACUGCUGUGAUACAGUAGCCGCCGGCAAACUAAACGUAGGUAUGAACCAACGUUAGCUUGGUUAACCUUUAAUCGAUAGCGAAGACAGAGCGGAGCGCACGGACACGCCAGGCUUCCUGGCAUUCCAGCAGGAACGGGGCGAGCACAGCGCGUCAGUCAGUCCCCGUUGGUUGCUAAGAAGAGUUAACUGUAUCCAAAGAGAAUUGGAAAACCCAGCUCGGCCUUCCCACCCCGAGCGUGGAUCAACUCAUUGGGUGGGAGCUGCCUGAGAGACAAGGGUCUGCAGCAAAUCAGAGGCUAAUUGAUUAAAAAGAGUUCAUUUGAAUAGGGGGCUGGCGACGUGCCAAUCGCCUUUCAAAGAGCCCUCUAUGAUUAAUCGCAAUGCAUUAUUGAUAAUCAUAAUUAUAGAAGGACACAUGCGCGCUGGAUGGGCUCGAUUUCCGUAAUUUUGAGAAGAUUUUUUGUUAAUUUUUUAUUCUGCCCCGGCUGAUGUGUGAGCCAGCAUGUCGCGGAGGAAACAGGCAAAGCCUCAGCACAUUCAAUCCGACCCCCAUCUGGCCCUUUCCAUGCAGAAUGGAGACGCCCAACAAGACCAGGCAAAUCCACCCACGGAGAGCAGUGAUGCCCACGUCUGCAGCAGAUGCUGUGCAGAGUUCUUUAAACUAUCAGAUCUCCUACAACACAAGAAGGAUUGCACUAAGAAUCAGUUAGUUUUGAUAGGAAAUGAAAAUCCAGCUUCUCCUUUCGAAACCUUCUCUCCAAGCUCCCCUCCACAUAAUCCUGAUGAGCAGGUGAAUGACACAGUUAAUAACACUGAUCAAGUAGACUGCAGCGACCUUUCGGAGCAGAACACACUGGACAAAGAGGAAUUCAUGGACGUGGACAUUUCCGGAAUUAACAGCAGCGAGAGCAGCAGCAGCAGCAGCAAUUUCUGCACCAUCAACAGUAGUAUUACAAGCAGUGCUAGCCCUACGAUGGGAUCCACAGCCGUCUCAACAUCUCUACCUCAACUAGGUAAACUGACUGAGCUGGGCAAUUUCUCAAUGUUUAACAGCAAUGUAAUAAUCGAAAACCUGCAAAGCACCAAGGUGGCGGUGGCCCAGUUUUCCCAAGAAACCCGCCCUAAAGGCAGCAACAGGCUUGCUGUCCCUGCCCUGAUGGAGCAGCUCCUAGCUCUGCAGCAGCAGCAGAUCCACCAGUUGCAGCUCAUUGAGCAAAUCCGUCACCAGAUAUUAUUGUUGGCAUCUCAGAACGUGGAAAUGCCAGUACCCUCUAGCUCUUCUCAAGGUACAUUAGGGACGCCUGCCAACCCAUUGACAGCACUCAGUUCACAUCUCUCCCAGCAGCUGGCUGCAGCUGCCGGAUUAGCACAGAGCAUCGCUAGUCAGUCUGCCAGCAUUAGCAGUUUGAAGAAACUGACUGCAGCACAGCUACCUCAGACCAACCCUGUCAACAGCAUGGUGCCCCCAGGCAUUGGAUCGUCUCCCAACAUUAACAUCUUGCCAACAGCAGCUAACGCCCCUCCCUCCGACAAACUAUCUGCACACGCUGGCAAUCUGCACCCACCGCUCAGCAACCCGUCGAUAUCGAAAACCUCCUCACCAGCCUUCGGAAUAGGCAGCUUGUUAAGCCCUGAAUCCAAUCCACCUCUACCUCAGCCUGUUUCCAGUAACCAGUUGUUCUCCACCCCCCUGCCCAGCACGGGCACGACGGUGCAUGAUGAUCUGAACUCCUUGUCCGCCCUGGCCCAGCAAAGGAAAGGCAAGCCACCCAACGUGACUUCCUUCGAGCCCAAAAGCAGCUCGGAAGAAGCCUUCUUCAAACACAAGUGUAGGUUUUGCGCCAAGGUGUUUGGGAGCGAUAGUGCCUUGCAAAUACAUCUGCGGUCUCAUACUGGAGAGAGACCGUACAAAUGCAACAUCUGUGGGAACCGCUUCUCCACCAGAGGAAACCUGAAGGUUCACUUCCAGCGGCAUUUAGAGAAAUACCCCCAUAUUCAAAUGAACCCCUAUCCCGUGCCGGAACAUUUGGACAAUAUUCCUACCAGCACAGGCAUCCCCUACGGAAUGUCCAUGCCCCCGGAGAAGCCAGUCACCAGCUGGCUGGACACUAAGCCAGUUAUGCCCACCUUGACCACGUCUGUUGGCCUCUUGCUCCCCCCAACAAUGCCCAGCUUGCCAGCCUUUAUCAAAAAGGAGGAGAAUCAUGUGCUUCCUGUGACCAGCCCUCCCAGUCCUGUUAAAAGUGACUCGGGUGCAGCAGAACCACCGUCAGUGAAAAGAAAUGAUAGCAUGUUGGAAGGUGAAGGUGGUGCCCUGCCUACCUCAAAUGGGAAAAUAGAAGAGGAGAUCAAUCAAUCCUCUAACUCCCCUACCUACAUGAGCUACAGCUCUGCCCAGAAGAGUGCUGCCGACCAAGGCUCAAACUGCAGCCCACCUUUUACUAGUAACCCGCUGAUGCCACUCAUGUCCGAGCAGUUCAAAGCAAAGUUUCCAUUUGGAGGUCUCUUAGAUACCACGCAAACAUCUGAAACAUCCAAGCUCCAGCAGCUUGUGGAGAACAUUGACAAAAAGGUCAGCGAUCCAAAUGAGUGUGUAGUCUGCCAUAGAGUGCUCAGCUGCCAUAGUGCUCUUAAAAUGCACUACCGUACACAUACUGGAGAGAGACCUUUUAAGUGUAAAGUGUGUGGCCGGGCUUUCACUACAAAAGGGAACCUGAAAACCCAUUACAGUGUUCAUCGUGCCAUGCCUCCAUUAAGGGUCCAACACUCUUGCCCCAUCUGUCAGAAGAAGUUCACCAAUGCAGUUGUCCUACAGCAGCAUAUCAGGAUGCACAUGGGGGGUCAGAUUCCCAACACUCCCCUCCCAGACAACUAUCCUGAGUCUAUGGAGUCUGACACAGGAUCCUUCGACGACAGGAAUUUUGAUGACUUGGAGAACUUCUCGGAUGAAAAUAUGGAAGCCUGUCCCGACAGCAGCAUACCAGAUACUCCAAAGUCUGCCGAUGCCUGUCCAGACAGUCUGUGUUGUUCCCCUGUGCCCCCGGAAAUGUCUGGGAUAGCUACUUUGGAAAAGCAGAUGAAAAUGAACAAUGCCAGGCUUGUGGAACAGCUUCAGGCUGGCAAGUUAAAGCCGGUUGAAAACGGAUCGGUUGAGGGUGACCACAUGACCAACGACUCGUCAUCCCUCGGAGGGGACAUUGAGAGCCAAAGUGUUGGGAGCCCUGCCAUCUCAGAAUCUACCUCUUCCAUGCAGGCGCUGUCCCCUACCAACAGUUUCACGACCCACCACAAAUCCCCCAGCUUUGAAGAAAAGCAGCUGAGAGCUUUAUCAACAGAUCACGCAAGCACCAUCACCCUGUCCCCCACCAACAGCGUGGUCUUGGACCUGACUUCCUGCAACCCGCUGAAAGACCCUCUGGGCCUGCUCUUCCCUUUCAGGGACCGUGGUGCAUUCAAGAACACGGCGUGCGAUAUCUGUGGCAAAACGUUUGCUUGUCAGAGUGCCUUGGACAUUCAUUACAGGAGCCAUACCAAAGAACGACCUUUUAUUUGCACAGCCUGUAACCGGGGGUUUUCCACCAGGGGCAAUUUGAAGCAGCACAUGCUGACACAUCAGAUGCGAGACCUUCCCUCGCAGUUGUUUGAGCCUUCCAACCCCAGUAUCGGUCCCUCUCGGAGCCCUUGUGGCCUGCCUGCCUGUUCUUUGAUCAUCAAGAGUGAGGUUGUCAAUGGUUUCCAGCACUGUUCCCCGCAGCAGUCCUCAUCGGGUCCUCUGUCGGUCUCUGCCACGUCCCCGGUCUUACCUCCUGCCCCUCCUCGAAGGACUCCCAAGCAGCAUUACUGCAACACCUGUGGGAAGACCUUCUCAUCCUCCAGCGCUUUGCAGAUCCAUGAGAGAACGCAUACCGGUGAGAAACCCUUUGCUUGCACCAUCUGUGGAAGAGCUUUCACAACCAAAGGCAACCUCAAGGUUCACAUGGGGACUCACAUGUGGAACAGCGCCCCUGCCAGGCGAGGUCGCAGGCUUUCAGUGGAUGGGACCAUGGCAUUCCUAGGAGGCAACCAUGUCAAAUUCCCAGAAAUAUUCAAAAAGGAUUUGGCUUCCAGGACGGGAAACGGAGACCCCACCAGCUUCUGGAAUCAAUACGCUGCAGCCUUUUCAAACGGCUUGGCCAUGAAGACCAACGAGAUCUCUGUGAUUCAGAACGGUGGCGUCCCUUCCAUACCUGGGAUCAUCAGCAAUGGAGGCAGCUCUCCCAUCAGCGGCUUGACAGGGAGCUUAGAGAAGCUUCCAAAUACAGAACCCAAUGCACCUCUAGCUGGUCUGGAGAGAAUGGCAAAGGCGGAAAACGGGGCCCAUUACCGAUUCACUCGUUUCAUAGAAGACAAUAAAGAAAUCGUGACAAACUAGGAGAGGCACGAUUAACAUUCCUACGAACAGAGCAGCUCUGGCCUGCCUUUGAAACUUUACCAACUACAAAGUUAAGAAGACGUGCUUUUUUUUGUACAAUGUACAACUUCUAUAGUUUUGAGGAGCUUAUUUAUUAGUGAUAAUAACCUUGCUUGGAAUCAAGUGGAAGCAUUAGCAGUUACUUUAGGCUUUUGGUGUUUCGGCCAGAAUGGACUUGUGUGAGUUCUUUAAAAAAAAAGUUCUGUUGGGACUUCUAACAUUUGCUACCAUGUCUGGUUAGAUGAUCUUACCUUGGCAUUAAAUUAUUUUAUAUAUGUAGUAUAUAACAUACCCUCUGGUGUUCAUGCAAUGCCACUGUGAUGCAUUCUUUAAUAAAUACUGUACACCUGUGCUGGAAAGCCCACCAGCUUACUCUUGUUUUAUCUUUCUUCCAUGAAAAAGACUGAUCCUAUAGACUAAGGGCAAAAACACCUCUGUCAUUUUUUUCCUAUCAACAGUUUUUGAUUUUUAUUACAAAAUUAAAACUGCUUUAGUUGUUUUGUAGAGGUAACCCCAUUUUGUUCCAGAACUGUUCUUUGUAUUGUGCUUUUUACUUCCUUCGUCUUUUAAUGCUCUGUAAAGUUUUAAGAACGCCGCAGCUGUCCGAGAAGUCUUCAGGAAGUGUUGUCUUUGUAAUUUAAACUGAGAAGAAGUUAAAAAGCCUUGUAGGUUUGCUUCUGACUGAAGCAGUGCUGGAACUCUGUGUUGCUGCUAUGUUUUACAACAUCAGAUAAAACCAUUGAAAUGUAAAUAGUAUAUCAAAUGUGGAACAAUUCCAUCGAAAAAAAUGUACAUAUAUUCCUAAGUCCACCUUGAGCAACGGACAGAUAUAAUGUUUUUGUUUUGUUUUUUGUUUGUGUUUUUUGGGGGGGUUUUUGUACUAGGGUUGAAAACCUUUGAACUCUUACAUGCACCUUGGAAAGAUAUAAGGGUCCAGUUCCUCUAUAGCUUAUUAAUACUAACAACUAACAUAAUGUCAUUCUUUACUUCAUCAUAAUCAAAUACAGCAGUUUUGCAAAAGAAAAAUGAA
Messenger RNA from Polyodon spathula (Mississippi paddlefish), 5914 nucleotides. RefSeq names its product sal-like protein 1. The transcript is spliced from 3 exons. Gene Ontology annotation, biological process: regulation of transcription by RNA polymerase II. Gene Ontology annotation, molecular function: DNA-binding transcription factor activity, RNA polymerase II-specific; RNA polymerase II cis-regulatory region sequence-specific DNA binding. NCBI's taxonomy places the organism in Eukaryota, Metazoa, Chordata, Actinopteri, Acipenseriformes, Polyodontidae. The coding region runs from base 937 to 4845 and encodes 1302 amino acids. The record is from RefSeq and is a predicted model, not a curated record. Gene Ontology annotation, cellular component: nucleus.